CUGCCUACCUGUGAUCUCUGUCAAAUAAAUAAAUUAGUUAAUUAAAUAAAAUUACACCUUAGAUAAUAUCACUGUCCUGUUCAUUUAGGCCUUUAAUAACCCUCUGAGUUAGGUAGUAGUAGUAUCUCCAUUUGCAGAUAAAGCAGCUGAACAGAAAACCCAACAGAAAGGUUGAGUAACUUGUCUAAGGCCACACGGGUGGUAUGUGGCAGACUCAGGAUUUCAACUCUAGAGUCCACUCUCAACCACUAUACACUGUGCCUUCUCCCAAUAGCCUCCCAGUGCAUUAAAAUUGAAAUCUGGAUUCUUUCCUGUUGGGCCUUGCUUGACUGGUCUCCACUUACAGCCUCCUGUCUUAUUAUUCUCUUUAUUCCCAACUUUAGCCACACUGGCCUUCUUUUCUUCUUGGAACACACGUCACUGUUGUUCCUGCGCAUGCUGUUCCCUCACUUGGAAGGCUGUUACCGGACUACAUUCAGGCCUUUGCUUAGGGUCCCAGAGAGUCGGUCCUUGACCAGCCUCAGUGGCUCGCCCCCAUUUGUUCCCUAACACCUAGUUCACCGAUCACUCCUUUCACUGUCUGCAUCGCUCUUGUGUGUAUAUUUGACAUUUGUAUCCCUGCACUGGAACACAUGCUAUUUCCUGGGGCACAGAUGUUGCAUGACUUGUUCCCCGCACACUUCUACUGGCUGGAACGCGGCCCGUGAUGGGUGCUUGGUGUCUGCUUGUUAAAGGAGGUGAGCAAACAAAAUUUCUCAUACUGUGCACCCUACUGGGCUCUGGGAGCCUCCAUGGGAGCUGAACCGCACUUUCUGUGGGGCAGGGGGACCGAGCAUCAGCUUUGGGGUUGGACAGGCUGCCUUCUGUACUUUGGGACCUCAAGCCAGUUGGGUCACCCUCUAGCCUCGUUUCCUCACCUGCCAGAUGAGGGCAGUAUCCUCGUCCUGAUGUGUGUAAGAUGGAGCACAGCUCUUGGCAUCCCCUGGAGGCUCAGAGCACUGGAGUUCCCCCAUCACCCUCCCUGUACCCCCUUUGCGGCCAUGGACAUCCAGAGGCAUCUCUAGGUGGACCCAGAGCUCACAACGCCCCGCUGGCUGCCUGGGGGCACAGAGUAACAUUUUGUGCGAAGUGAGGGCCAGUUUGGUAACUUGGAGGGUUUUCUUCUCACAGAAUCCCCCUGUACUUGCAGGGGUGGGGCUGCGAGUCUCCCCAGUUCUGCCCCUCCCCCGACAGUGUCCCUGCCGCCUUGCCUGUACCCUGGGGGUUGUUAUUCCCGUCUCUGCCUGGUGGUUAAUCCAGGCAUAGCUUGGCUUUUCCCACAGCCUGGGAGGCCCCCCUGGGGACAAGGACCAGUGCGUUCCCUGACCCUGGUCUCUUUCACACCCAGCCCAGCACACAUUUGGUGAGAGAAUACGGAGGAGGGAACCCAGAGAUGAAGGGAACAACAGUAGUCCGUGUAGCCUUUGGUUCACAGAGGGCCAUCUCAACAGCGUGAAUCUGCAGAUUUAACCUUUGUCUUCUUGACUGCGCACGGCUCCCCUGGGCCUUAUGCCGGAGCAACAAACACAUUUGCCAAGAUCAGAGAGAGAUGAGGUGUCCAGAGCGUGGAAGUGCAGUUGGAGAACCAGAUGGUCCUGGUGCAGACCACGCUGCCCAGCCAAGAGGUGCAGGCCCUUCUGGAAGGCACAGGGCGGCAGGCAGUGCUCAAGGGCAUGGGGAGUGGCCUGUUGCAGAAUCUGGGGGCAGCAGUUGCCAUUCUGGAGGGCCCUGGUCCUGUGCAAGGGGUGGUGCGCUUCCUGCAGCUGACCCCUGAACGCUGCCUCAUCGAGGGGACCAUUGAUGGCCUGGAGCCUGGGCUGCAUGGACUCCACGUCCAUCAGUUUGGGGACCUCACGGGGAGCUGCGCCAGCUGUGGGGACCACUUUAACCCUGAUGGAACAUCUCACGGGGGCCCUCAGGACUCUGACCGGCACCGUGGAGACCUGGGGAACGUGCACGCUGAUGCGGACGGCCGAGCCAGCUUCAGGAUAGAGGACGAGCAGCUGAAGGUAUGGGAUGUGAUCGGCCGAAGCCUGGUCAUCGACGAGGGAGAAGAUGACCUGGGCCGGGGUGGCCAUCCCUUAUCCAAGGUCACGGGGAACUCAGGAGAGAGGUUGGCCUGUGGCAUCAUCGCACGCUCUGCUGGCCUCUUCCAGAACCCCAAGCAGAUCUGCUCCUGUGAUGGCCUCACCAUCUGGGAGGAGCGAGGCCGGCCUAUUGCUGGUGAGGGACGGAAGGAGCCCGCCAAGCCGCCUGCCCACCUCUGAGCACAGCCUCAGCCCUGGGCUUGGGGCUGUUCUCCCCACUGAGCACUGUCCGCUUCCAGAGAGAGGGGAGGGAGCCCUGCUUGCCUGGUCCCAGCAAACUCGGGUACGGGGUGUGAAGGGUCACUUUGAUGUUCCCUUGGCAAAUUAAAGUUUUAUUUUCAUAUGGAA
This is a messenger RNA of Neogale vison (American mink), 2474 nucleotides long. It is a transcript of the gene CCS, whose product is annotated as copper chaperone for superoxide dismutase. The coding region runs from base 1629 to 2306 and encodes 225 amino acids. Gene Ontology annotation, molecular function: copper ion binding. The transcript has 7 exons. The record is from RefSeq and is a predicted model, not a curated record. Gene Ontology annotation, biological process: removal of superoxide radicals. NCBI's taxonomy places the organism in Eukaryota, Metazoa, Chordata, Mammalia, Carnivora, Mustelidae.